This is a messenger RNA of Callorhinchus milii (elephant shark), 1004 nucleotides long. RefSeq names its product alkaline ceramidase 3 (gene acer3). Gene Ontology annotation, cellular component: endoplasmic reticulum membrane. The coding region runs from base 58 to 864 and encodes 268 amino acids. The transcript is spliced from 11 exons. Gene Ontology annotation, biological process: phytosphingosine biosynthetic process; ceramide metabolic process. Lineage: Eukaryota; Metazoa; Chordata; Chondrichthyes; Chimaeriformes; Callorhinchidae. The record is from RefSeq and is a predicted model, not a curated record.
GAGGCGUGGCCAUGACGGUUGCUAUGGUGACGCCCCCGAACCGCCCUCAUUGUAAACAUGGCGCCCGCCGCCGACAGGCCCGGAUACUGGGGGCCGCCAACCUCCACCCUGGACUGGUGUGAGGAGAACUACACCGACUCCUACUACAUCGCGGAGUUCUGGAAUACUGUGAGCAACCUGAUUAUGAUUCUACCUCCUAUUUAUGGUGCAAUUCAGACGGUAAAGGAUGGCCUUGAAACACGCUACUUAGCAGCAUACCUGGGUCUUGCAGCUGUGGGAAUAGGAUCCUGGUGCUUCCACAUGACGCUGAAAUAUGAAAUGCAGCUGCUGGAUGAACUUCCCAUGAUCUACAGCUGCUGUAUAUUUGUCUACUGUCUAUUUGAAUGCUUCAAACCCAGGAACACACAGAACUACCUUCUCGUGUUUAUACUGGUGAUGUUCAGUGGGCUGGUGACCACAGUCUAUCUUCUGUGGAAGGAGCCAGUGUUUCACCAGGUCAUGUAUGGCUUUCUCGUGGGCUGCCUCGUUCUACGGUCAAUAUAUAUUGUUACCUGGGUCCACCCUUGGCUCAGACCUCUGGCCUAUACCUCACUAGGUAUAUUUUUGAUGGGCUUCGUCCUCUGGAAUGUAGACAACAUCUUCUGUGACACCUGGAGGGAUAUCAGACAGAAGGUACCAUUCCACAUCUUGGGUGCUUUGACGCAGUUUCAUGCCUGGUGGCACAUCCUCACAGGCCUGGGCUCCUACUUGCACAUUCUAUUCAGCUUGUAUACAAGAACCCUAUAUCUGAAGUACAGACCUAAAGUGAAGUUUCUGUUGGGAGUUUGGCCUGUCAUUUUGGUGGAGCCCCCGAAGUCCCAGUAAGAAGACCACAGAAAAGUUUUUGAGAGAGAGAGAGAGAGAGAAAGGAAAGCAAACUCUCAUGCUGCGCAGGCUGACCUCUGCCAUUCCAGAUCGGUUGACGCGAUUCUACAAUGUGUUAUUUAUCUGAAUCAUGAAGAGAU